This is a messenger RNA of Ectocarpus sp. CCAP 1310/34, 519 nucleotides long. The record is from the annotation of a GenBank genome assembly. NCBI's taxonomy places the organism in Eukaryota, Phaeophyceae, Ectocarpales, Ectocarpaceae.
AUGCAACAUCUGACAGCGACGUUAUGGCCCUCGCACAAUACCGGCGUGAACACCUACUGCCUAGUGGCGGCAGGCGGUGGAAGCGUUACCAGGGGUACUGUCGACAAGGGGAAUCUCAAUCCUAGCGAUUUCAUCUUCUCCCGCAAGCAGAAAGAGGUAAUCGUGCGAGAACCUGGUAGCAUCGGCGGACAGCAAUUCAUUGUGGAGGAGUGCUCGGAGUGCGAGGUGUACCUUCUGGAUCACACCGCAGCACUCACCAUCGACCUAUGCACAGACUGCAGGAUUAUCGUGGGGCCUUGCGAGAGCAGUGUGUUUAUUCGGGACUGCAAGGACUGCACCGUGGUGGUGGCCUGCCAGCAGUUUCGCGCACGGGACUGCACGGACUGCACUUUCUUUUUGUUCAGUGCUACCCAGCCCGUGGUUGAGUCCUCCGUGGGGCUCCGGUUCGCUUGCUAUACGCUGGAUUACUUCAGGGGGUCGCGCGGUAUUCCAUACCUUUACAUCCUUUCUUGCUUCUAG